UACGCGUAGAGCACUAUCACUACUAAAAAUGAAACUUCUUCAUCGGGAUAUAAGCGAGAAAAACGGCUCAGGGGUUGUCAAUCUGAUUGCUGAGGAAGCAGAAGACAUGUGGCAUGCAUAUAACCUUGUAGCAGUCGGUGACAGUGUUCGGUCAACUACCAUUAGGAAAGUGCAAAGUGAAUCAGCAACUGGCUCAAGCACCAGCAGUCGUGUACGAACGACUCUGACGCUUUCAGUGGAAAGUACAGACCUUGAUACAGCUGCUUGUGUUUUGCGUGUCAAGGGCAGGAACAUCCAGGAAAAUCAAUAUGUUAGAAUGGGAGCAUACCAUACACUGGAUUUAGAAUUGAACAGGAAAUUCUCGUUGAGAAAGGAGUGCUGGGAUGUCGUUGCAUUGGACAGAUUGGAUGUUGCUUGUGAUCCUGCCAGAACAGCGGAUGUCGCCGUUGUUAUUAUGCAGGAAGGUCUUGCACAUGUCUGUUUGGUCACGUCCUCUAUGACUGUUGUAAAAACCAAAAUUGAAAUGAAUAUUCCACGGAAAAGAAGAGGGCACUGUGAGCAACAUGACAAGGCUUUGUUGCGUUUUUACGAUGCAAUAAUGCAGGGCAUUCUGAGACAUAUACGGUUUGAUGUUGUGAAAUGUGUUCUUGUUGCCAGUCCAGGUUUUGUGAAAGAACAAUGUUGUGACUACAUGUUUGCACAGGCUAUCAAGACAGACAACAGAACGUUUAUCGAAAACAAGGCAAAGUUUCUACAGGUUCACUCAUCAUCUGGACAUAAACAUUCAAUCAAAGAGGUGUUAUCUGAUCCAGCUGUGGCUGUCAAGUUAGCUGAUACGAAAGCAGCAGCAGAGGUGAGAGCACUGGAUGCAUUUUACGCAAUGCUACAAAAUGAACCAAAUCGAGCUUUUUAUGGAAUGAAACAUGUUGAAGCAGCAAAUGAACAAAAUGCGAUUGAAAUAUUGUUAAUUACUGAUGAUUUGUUUAGGUCAAGUGAGAUUGAAACAAGACGAAGAUAUGUUUCAUUGGUUGAGAGUGUUAAGGACAGCAGUGGUGAAGUUAGGAUCUUUUCAAGCCUGCAUGUGUCUGGAGAACAGUUGUGUCAGCUGUCUGGUGUGGCAGCUAUUUUGCGUUUUCCAUUACCUGAUAUUGGAGACGAUGAUGAGUCUGAUGAAGAUUAGCCUGUUCCUAUUCUUUUGACUAGAGUAACUGAAUGGAAGGAAAGAUAUGAUGGGUUUUCAAUUUACUGUAUUAUUUAAUAUUGUCUAUUAGAUAUGAGUAUAUUUCAUUCUAACGA
Corticium candelabrum is the source of this 1296-nucleotide messenger RNA. RefSeq names its product protein pelota homolog. The record is from RefSeq and is a predicted model, not a curated record. Lineage: Eukaryota; Metazoa; Porifera; Homoscleromorpha; Homosclerophorida; Plakinidae. Gene Ontology annotation, cellular component: cytoplasm. The transcript has 16 exons. Gene Ontology annotation, biological process: RNA surveillance; nonfunctional rRNA decay; nuclear-transcribed mRNA catabolic process, no-go decay. The coding region runs from base 29 to 1180 and encodes 383 amino acids.